GAUCUUACUCUUCAGGAUUCUUACUGAUAGCGGGUGCUUCGGCGGCACAUUUUCUGGUCGAGUUUCUGUAUGUAACCUUUCUAUUCUGAUUCUAUGAUAUAUUACAAAUUUAAAUUUGAACCGUUCGAUCAUAUCCAACGGCCACCACUAUUCCAUACUAGUGAAUACAGCCUAACUUAAUCACAGGAGAGCCAAGUCCCCUCUACAAACAGAACCUCUCCUCUUCAUCUUCGUCUUCUACCUCUGCGCCUCCAAACUCCCUCAUCCGCACCUUCAACAGCUUCCUUCUCCAUUUUCUUCACCUGUUUCAAACAACAUACACGGCUCUCUUAUUUUUCUCUUCACCCUAAUUUUCAUUUCACAGAAACAGAACACAAAUCUCUCAAUUGCUCAUUUUCGUUUGCGCAUUUUUUCAAACACAUGGUGGGUCUCACCCAUCACACCAAACAAUGCUCUCACUCUUAUUCAACCUCAAAAACCACAUCCAAACUCAAAAACUCCCCAACAAAACAACCUCGUACCUACUUUCCUCCACACUCAACCACUUCACAACUCAAUCAAAAUCACACUCACAUGUUCCAACACUUCAAAACAACAACAACAUAGACAAAAUCGCAAGAAUCAUCAAUGAUCACCCAUUCCCUGAUAAACCACUUCACCCAACCCUCCUCAUUCAUUUCCCUCAAUCAACAACAAUCCCCACUUCAUUCGUCGAAAACGUUCUUGCUCGAUUAUUCGCCUCUCAUUCCAAUGGCCUCAAGGCAUUGGAGUUUUUCAAUUUCACCAUCAACAAUCCUCACUCCAGCCCGUCGCCUUCUUCGCUCGAAAUCACCCUCCACAUCCUUACUCGAAUGCGGUACUUUGAUAAAGCUUGGAGCUUGUUGCAACGAAUUGCGAAAACACACCCGCAUUUGCUUACUCAUAAGUCAAUGAGCAUUAUGCUAUCCAAAAUUGCGAAAUUUCAAUCUUUUGAGGAGACCCUUGAUGGGUUUAGGAGAAUGGAAGAGAAUGUGUUUGUUGGUAGAGAAUUUGGAACUGAUGAGUUCAAUGUGCUUCUUAAAGCUUUUUGCACACAGAGGCAAAUGAAGGAGGCUAGGUCGGUUUUUGUGAAGUUUGUGCAUAGGUUUAAGGCGAGUACUAAGAGUAUGAAUAUUUUGUUGUUAGGUUUUAAAGAAUCGGGCGAUGUUACUUCUGUUGAGUUGUUUUAUCAUGAAAUGGUGAAGCGUGGGUUUAGUCCGGAUAGUGUGACUUAUAAUAUUAGGAUUGAUGCUUAUUGUAAGAAAGGUCGAUUUGGCGAUGGCUUGAGGCUUUUGGAGGAGAUGGAGAGUAAGGAGUUUGUUCCUUCGGUUGAAACGAUAACUACGUUGAUUCAUGGGGCGGGGUUGGUUCAAAACACGGGCAAGGCGUGGCAGUUGUUUAAUGAGAUUCCUUUGAGAAACUUGGUUGUUGAUUCAUGUGCUUAUAAUGCUUUAAUUACAACGUUGGUUAGAAAUAGAGAUACCGUGUCUGCACUUUCGUUGAUGGAUGAGAUGAUUGAAAAACAAAUUGAGCCGGAUGGUGUAACUUAUCAUACAAUGUUUAUAGGAUUAAUGAGGUCGAGAGGGAUUGAAGGUGUGUCUGAGCUUUAUUUGAAGAUGACACAGAGGAAUUUUGUUCCGAAAACAAGGACAGUUGUGAUGCUGAUGAAAUACUUUUGUCAAAAUCGUCAGCUCGAUUUGAGUUUAAGUUUAUGGAAUUACCUUGUGGAGAAAGGGCAUUGUCCUCAUUCUCAUGCUUUAGAUCUUUUGGUAACUGCUUUAUGCUCAAGGGGUUUGGUUCAUGAGGCUUUUUUGUGCUCCAAACAAACAUUGGAGAGAGGAAGAUAUAUGAGUUCUACAGCAUUUCUAAUGUUGGAGAGGUUUUUGAAGCAAUCGCGCGAAAUGGACAAAUUAAAGGAGCUUGACCAGAUGAUUAAGAAAUUGCAAAGCGUCUUGCCACCAUCUAGAGGACAUGCCACUGGUAUUUCUAACGGUAUUUCUAACUCCAAGGUUAUAAUGUAGCAUCUAUUUCUAACUCCAAGGUUAUAAUGUAGCAUCCUUUUCAUUUCAAAUACAAAUUAUGUUGCCACCAGCUUUUGGUGAAUUUUUUCCCGUAUAGUAAUAUGUGUAAUUCUUUAACUUAUGAUUGAAUGAAUAGGUACUUCAUUAUAGCCUCAAGUGACAACGCUAACGCGGUUUCAUUUUUUUCUAGCCAUCUAAAUAUUUUUGUUUAUUUGCUUUGUGCUAGUGAUUUAUUGUUAAAUCUAUUCCAUUCAUGAUAUCAUUUAGGGCCUAUUUAGAUUAACAUCUUUGAGUUUAUUUACGAACUUAAAUACUUGUAAGAUAGUUUCAAAGACUUUGUAGAAAUAGUUUAUGACAUAUCCAUAAGCUGUAUGUAGCUUAUUUCCAUAACUUCUUUCAGAUAACUUAUGAGAACAGUUUAUAGUUUAUAUAGUAACAGUUUUACUUUAUUUUAUCUUUUGUUAUAUUAAUAGCUUAUACUUAAACCCUUAUAUGAAUUGCACUUAUACUAGAAGCGUUUAUGCAAUAAGUACUUAAGUAAGUUGUUUAUCCAAACAUAUUAGAAGCGUUUAUGCAAUAAGCACUUAAUAAACUAGGUAGCUUACAACAAAUUAGAGGAUAAAACUAAUUGUCUAGACAGAGAAGUCCCUCAAUUAUAACAAAACUCUUCAUUCAAACUUCAAAGUUCAAAGGUCAUUUUAAAAGGGUUCUUGUCAAAUGCUCUCUAGCUGAAGCCCAUGCUUGAGUUAGUGUCUGCAAUAUGAAAAGUUAUGUCAGGCCGAAGUUCAAUAUAAAAUGAUAUGUUUACCAUAAAAUCUAACCGUCAAAACUCCGUGUUAGUUUGACACUGGUAAUAGUUUGAGAAAAUAGAAGUGAAUGUAUGCAAUCACCAGUGUCCAUGUCGUUUGCUUAAAAAAAUGUUAGUAUCAUGCUGUUGGCAGGUCAAACACGUAUUCAAUCUGAAGUGUCAUUAGCACGUUACUGACAUAAAGUAAACUGAAAAAUUGUUGCUCUACCUGCUCAGACAAUGGAGAGUCAGCGUCGAUGUUAUGGGAGGUAACUUUUUCAGCAAUAAGCGGUCCAUUUGUUUCGAGUAUCAUCCUUCAAGGGAGGAAAUAUCUAUGUUUACAAACGAAUAGAACUCGUAAAAGUAACAAAAUGCGAUUAAAAACAAAUGCAUACCCUCCAUCAACAAUCUCAUCAAGGCAUAAAAGAAUGAGAUCCAAGUUCUCAAGUGCUUCUCUUUUGUCAACAUUAUUCCUAUAAACGAUAAAAAACAAUAAUACAAAAAUAGAAGUAUGAUGAGUGAAGUUGCAUCCAUAUUUGACAUCAAGAUAUAUAAUUACAACUAAAAUACCUCAACAGAAGGGUGAUUGCAUCAUAGAGUCCCUGAAGAACUGAAGCUAAAACAAUCUCGUUUUCAUCGUCGCUGCCAGUGACAAAGAAAUGCAGGUCUUGUACAAACUUGUAAAUAAUGAUAUUGUCGUCAAGCAAUGUUAUCUCAGCUGUAGAUAAUGCCAAACGACAUAUCAGCUACAAACUUGUAAAUAAUGAUAUAUUGUGAUCUGUGUUAAACUCUGCAAUGUAAUGUUUACCUUCUGUGCGAGCAUUUGUUUUAAGAGUUUUGGUGAACACGAACUUCUCAAAAGCUAGUUUUGAACUGUUUGUUGGCCAGUCAUCUGAAAAAUACUUUACUGCAACCCUCUUUCCCUCUGAGUCUAACAGAAGGAUAUUCUUUAUCAUAGGACAUGAACCCUACAAAUCAAACAGUAUACCAACAAGCCAAAAAAAAGUGUCAUAAUGAUGAUACUUAUGGUCAAUUGAUGUUUAUUCUGUGAUGAAAAUUUAGUUAUAGAUUUAUCAAUUGAUGCUAUAGUUUACAAGCAAUAAUCAAACAGAUCCAACAUUGAAAUAAACAUUGAUGAUUAUGUAGCACCAACACCUUUGAAAAAAAUGUGUAUGAGUCUGUUCGGUGUCUGAAACCAACACCGACCCUUGUGAUUAUGUUUAUUCUAUUCACUUUUUAAAAUUAUUAUCGGUGUUGGCGUGCCUGUGUCGGUGUUCGUGUUUCAUAGAUUGAUGAUUCAUUCAACUAGUAAUAACAAGCUAUACAUUGUAAUUUAAUUAAAAUCCAUAUGAUAGAAACCAUAGAAUGUUCAUAAUUGAAAAUGAAGAGAAAGAAAGAGAGAUACAUACAUGAGAUCCCAUUUUGGAGAAACUGUAAUUUAGUGACUUUGGAGAUGUAGAUGGAGGUAAAUCUUAAUGUGAUAAU
Vicia villosa (hairy vetch) is the source of this 4311-nucleotide messenger RNA. RefSeq names its product pentatricopeptide repeat-containing protein At3g61360-like. Gene Ontology annotation, molecular function: protein binding. The coding region runs from base 450 to 2039 and encodes 529 amino acids. The transcript has a single exon. The record is from RefSeq and is a predicted model, not a curated record. Lineage: Eukaryota; Viridiplantae; Streptophyta; Magnoliopsida; Fabales; Fabaceae.